This is a messenger RNA of Saxophila tyrrhenica, 1089 nucleotides long. It is a transcript of the gene HLJ1, whose product is annotated as Chaperone protein dnaJ. Bases 1 to 1089 code for a protein of 362 amino acids. The transcript has a single exon. Gene Ontology annotation, molecular function: Hsp70 protein binding. Gene Ontology annotation, cellular component: endoplasmic reticulum membrane. Gene Ontology annotation, biological process: cellular response to misfolded protein. The record is from RefSeq and is a predicted model, not a curated record. Lineage: Eukaryota; Fungi; Ascomycota; Dothideomycetes; Mycosphaerellales; Extremaceae.
AUGUCCGCGAAAUCCUCCGGCGCCCAACCCAAUGGCACCCCCAACGGCGACACCAAAUCCCGCACCCACCACGACGGCAGCAGCGGCCGCGCCUUCACCGUCGAGCAAAAAGCCGCCGUAAUCCGCGUCAAGAGAUGCAAACCGACCGACUUCUACGACAUCCUGGGGCUGGAAGAGGUGCGCUCGUCAUGCACAGAUUCAGAGAUCAAAAAGGCGUACCGGAAACUGAGUCUACUUACGCAUCCGGACAAGAAUGGCUAUCCUGGGGCAGACGAUGCGUUCAAAAUGGUUUCGCGAGCAUUCCAGAUAUUGAGCGAUGCGGAGAAGAAGCAGAAGUAUGACAAGUUCGGUGGAGAUCCGGACAACAGGUUCUCGGGCAUGGGAGGGGGAGGAGGAGCAAGCGCAUCGCCUUUCUCCGGCUUUGCGUCCCAGCGGGGACCUGCGCGGGGCCCGAUGUUCGAGGAGGAGAUAUCGCCGGAAGAGCUGUUCAGACAAUUCUUCGGCGGAGGCAUGGGCGGUGGGCCGUUUGGUGGGAUGGGAGGGUUCGGAGGGCCGGGGUUCGUGUUCAAUAUGGGUGGUGGGCCUGGCGUGCGGAUACAUCAGUUUGGCGGGAACAGGCCGCGGAGACGGCCGCAUAACCAUGAGACGGGACAGCGGGGACCUACGGGACCGAUGGAAACGCUGCGGAGUCUGCUGCCGCUGUUGCUGCUGUUUGUGCUACCGCUAUUGAGCUCGCUGUUCACUGGGUCUGGCUCGUCGGGACCGAAGAUCUUCAUGGGGAAGCAAGCGCAGUCGCCUUACACAAUGUCACAUACGAGCGACCGGCUGAGCGUACCAUACUGGGUGAAUCCGGCGGACGUGACGGAGUUCACACCGAAGAAGUGGAAAGAGCUGGAUAAGGUGGCGGAAGGGCAGUACGUGGGUCAGCUAUCAGCAGAGUGCGAGUGGGAGAACAACCGGCGGCAGCAGUUGGCAAAUGAUGCGCAAGGCUUCUUUUUCACGGAUCAGAUCAAGCUGGAUCUGGCGAGACAGAUGGAGAGGCCGAGCUGUACCAAGCUGGCAAGUCUUCCGGGUUAUAGUUGGCGAUAG